Molecule: messenger RNA, 1142 nt
Organism: Prunus persica (peach)
Lineage: Eukaryota; Viridiplantae; Streptophyta; Magnoliopsida; Rosales; Rosaceae
Exons: 4
Coding region: 235-822 (195 amino acids)
Source: RefSeq, a predicted model, not a curated record
CCAAAACCCUAAAUUAUUUUCAGGACAGCCCAAUCCAAAUCGAAUUCGGGUCAGGAAACCCAAAUUUUAAAUCGGGUUAGUCUUCUCCGCCUUCGCUAAAACCCUAGUUUCUUCUCUUUCUUUUGGGUUGGGCAUAUGAAUUGAAUUUCUGCAACUCCCAAAGCACAGUUGAUUGCUUUUGCUUUGCAUUUUCAAAAUCGUAAGCUGUAUUUGCUCUGAGAAGUGUAGGGAAUUAUGAUGAACGGUAGGCACCAAAACAAAUUCGCAUGGAAGCCCAACCUCGGCGUCAAAAUCAACGAAACGGAGGUCGGAGGCCGGUUCAGGCCGCUGUCGGAUAUUACGGGGGUCUGCCCUCGCUGUAAGGAGCAGAUCGAAUGGAAACGCCGUUACGGCAAGUACAAGACCCUAACGGAGCCAACCAAGUGCCAACGUUGUACCAAGCGCGCCGUUCGUCAGUCUCACCAUAAACUCUGUUCUGCUUGCGCCAAGGAACAAGGUGUUUGUGCAAAGUGCUGUUGCCGUGUCGAACGUAUCGUUGGAAAAGACCCUUCGGAAGUGGAAGCUGAGCAAAAAAAGCUUCAGGAGGCCAUAAAAAAUGCUCGAGAAAGAGAUAGGAGGACACUGAUACGUGCGAUGAACGCAGGCAAAGCUACUGGUUUAGUGAAAGCGGCAACCAACAAAGAUGACAAGGCUGGGGAUUUGUUCCCCUCUGCAUCACUUGAAGAAUAUGCAGAGGCAAGCAGAGAUGAUAAUGAUGAUGAUGAUGAUGAUGAUGAUGAAGAAGGUGAAGAAGAAGAAAAUGAGGACCAUGUUUGUAAUUAAUAGAGUUUUGAGGCAUCUCUUUGUACUCUCAGUCGCAAUUUUGGACAAAGAUAUUUCCAUUACUCUGGAAGUGGAAGUCAGCCCUUCAACCCCUAUGAAGAAGGUCUUGAAGAGUUUAAACGAUCAACAUCUUUCUUGUUUUCUUCUUCUUCUUUCUUUCUUAUAGCCGUUGAUUCUUCGUUUUUGUACAAGUGCUUUAUGCACAAGAACCCUCAAAUGUUGUUUGAGUUUAUGUAUUAAUUGAGUUCCAUAUGAGAAACUAAAGCGCUCUUGUUCUUCCAAGUUCUAUAGUUGAGAAAUCAAAUGCUAAUUCCACCUAA